AUGCCCGGGGAACAGCCGACCUCCAUCGCGACAACUCCAUCUCUUCCCCGGAUUUUGCAUGCAGACGCAGACCUGCUCGCGAUGCCGUCCGCUAGCUCCUCAUCCCUGUCGCUCGCCUUCCUGGUCGCUGGCUAUCUCAACGCCCGCUGCACGACAGCCCCGAACCAAGCCAGCGUCCCCCAUGGCACCGACCGCGUCCGCUUCUUGACGACAAUCCCAUCAGUACUCUCCACGCACAUCUCCAACCUAGUCGUUCUAUAUCACGCCCUCGUAACGCUCUUCUGGACCUCUUCCUCUUCUGAUCUCGAGAUCAUCGACCGACUGUGUCCCUACCCAGACCACCUCAACGCCCAGCGCGUCACCUGGAACGCUCGCACGGUCGGAUACCUCUCGCUCCUCGCAGUCGGCGCCUUAAUCCGACUCAGCGCAUACGGCGGGCUCGGGCGCAACUUCACGUUCCAGCUCGCGAAGCCCGACAGGCUGGUCACGUCGGGGGUAUACAGGUAUCUGCAGCAUCCGAGCUACACAGGGCUUGUGCUGGUGCUGCCGAGUUUUGCGGGGCUGGUUGUGAACCGGCUGGAUACGCCAAUCGCGUGUCUCAUCCCGGGGCCAUUGCUGGCACUAUUGAGGGACUGGGAGAUUGUGUUGGGGGCGAUAACAGGCGCGGUGCUGGUUGUCACUUUGGCGGUGCGGAUUCGCGAUGAGGAGAGGAUGCUGAGGGAGAAGUUUGGCAGAGAAUGGGAAGAAUGGCACGCGAGGACGGCGAGGAUCAUUCCAGGAUUAUUCUGA
Aspergillus puulaauensis is the source of this 789-nucleotide messenger RNA. RefSeq names its product methyltransferase family protein. The transcript has a single exon. Gene Ontology annotation, biological process: C-terminal protein methylation. The record is from RefSeq and is a predicted model, not a curated record. Lineage: Eukaryota; Fungi; Ascomycota; Eurotiomycetes; Eurotiales; Aspergillaceae. Bases 1 to 789 code for a protein of 262 amino acids. Gene Ontology annotation, cellular component: membrane; endoplasmic reticulum. Gene Ontology annotation, molecular function: protein C-terminal S-isoprenylcysteine carboxyl O-methyltransferase activity.